Molecule: messenger RNA, 2291 nt
Organism: Spinacia oleracea (spinach)
Lineage: Eukaryota; Viridiplantae; Streptophyta; Magnoliopsida; Caryophyllales; Amaranthaceae
Product: carotenoid cleavage dioxygenase 8 homolog B, chloroplastic-like
Exons: 7
Coding region: 76-1809 (577 amino acids)
Biological process (GO): carotene catabolic process
Cellular component (GO): chloroplast
Molecular function (GO): carotenoid dioxygenase activity
Source: RefSeq, a predicted model, not a curated record
UAACUACAUACUUAAAUUUAAUUAACCACAUCAUAAUAAAUCCCAUAAUUAGUGUCUCAAAAACUCUAUAUUAUCAUGUCUUCAUCCCUUGCAUUUCAUGCAAUAACAAAAAAUUGUGUUUUUCCUAGUUCAAAAAAUGCUUCAAAAUCAUCUAAAAAAUAUGAUGCUAAUAAUAAUAGAAAUUUAUUAUCGUUUGGCAAUACCCAAAGUUUAGGUACUAGCAAAGGAGAUCACAACAACUUGAUGGCCACUCAUGUGGCCACUAGAUUGCCUCCUGUAAUUUCUCCUCCGAUUCCGACUCCGACUCCGAAUCCGAUACCGAGAAAAGAAGAAACAAACAAUGGUGGGAAACUAGCUGCUUGGACAAGCAUUAAACAAGAAAGAUGGGAAGGGGAGCUUCUUGUUGAAGGUGAAAUACCUUCAUGGCUGCGUGGAACAUAUCUAAGGAAUGGUCCUGGCUUAUGGCAUAUGGGAGACUACCAAUUCAGGCACCUCUUUGAUGGUUAUGCCACCCUUGUCAAGCUUCACUUUGAGAAUGGAAGGCUCGUCGCCGGCCACCGUCAGCUCGAAUCCGAGGCCUAUAAUGCGGCUAAGAAGAACAGAAAAAUAUGUUACCGUGAAUUUUCUGAAACCCCUAAACCCAAAAAUUUUCUCGAGUACAUUGGUGACCUAGCCAAUCUAUUCUCUGGUGCUUCACUUACUGAUAAUGCUAAUACAGGAGUGGUGCGGCUUGGAGACGGACGAGUAAUUUGCCUAACAGAGACACAAAAAGGGUCAAUAAUAAUUGACCCUAACACAUUGGAAACGUUGGGGAAAUUAGAGUUUAACGACCCCUUUCAAAGGCUACUUUUACACUCGGCUCAUCCUAUUGUAACAAAAGAUGAGCUGUUGACUUUGCUCCCAGAUUUAGUCAACCCGGGAUAUCUAGCGGUCAGGAUGAAAGCAGGAUCAAAUGCACGACGGGUGAUUGGACGGAUUAAUUGUCGCGGUGGGCCCACACCCGGGUGGGUCCACUCGUUCCCCGUUACCGAAAAUUACAUAAUUGUGCCGGAGAUGCCGUUGAGAUAUUGUGUAAGGAAUUUGUUGAGGGCUGAGCCAACCCCACUUUACAAGUUUGAGUGGCAUCCUGAAUCCAAAGCUUAUGUGCAUGUCAUGUGUAGAUUCAGCGGCAGCUUGGUGGCAACAGUAGAAGUGCCCUUGUUCUUGACAUUCCAUUUCAUAAACGCAUACGAAGAAACAGACGAGGAAGGCAACGUAACCGCAAUCAUUGCAGACUGUUGUGAGCACAAUGCAGACACUUCUAUCCUUGACAAGUUAAGGCUCAAGAAUUUACGUUCCUCCAUAGGUCAAGAUGUGCUUCCAAGUGCAAGGGUUGGUCGAUUCAGAAUUCCCAUGAAUGGAAUGCCAUAUGGGAAGCUAGAAGCUGCACUUGACCCAGAAGAGCAUGGGAGAGGGAUGGAUAUGUGUAGUAUCAACCCUUCUUACAUGGGCAAAAAGUACCGUUACGCUUACGCUUGUGGGGCUCAUCGCCCUUGUAACUUUCCCAACACUCUUACUAAGAUUGAUUUGGUUGAGAAGAAGGCCAAAAAUUGGUACGAAGAGGGUGCCGUGCCUUCUGAGCCAUACUUCGUCGCUCGCCCCGGGGCAACAGAAGAAGAUGAUGGAGUGGUGAUAUCAGUGGUAAGUGCAAAAAAUGGAGAAGGAUAUGCAUUGGUUCUUGAUGGGUCCACCUUUGAAGAGAUUGCACGGGCUAAAUUUCCGUAUGGUCUUCCUUAUGGUUUGCAUGGAUGUUGGGUUCCUAUGGAUUAAUUUGCCCUAGCUAGCUUAAACCUACGUACACGUACUCUAGCUAGCCACUACGCCCACACGCUAGCUACCCCGGCCCGAGCGUAAGAACACCGGAAAAGGGCCCGAGCCUAUCAUCGACGUAUAUAACUUGAAAACAGCCAAUUCUAUAAGUUUUCUGCGUCAUUGGAGGCCAAUCGAUGGUUUGGGGCAUGCAUCUUAUGAUUUUAUGAAUACUCCAUAAGUCCAUAUAUAUGUUACUUUUGUGAUACGGAGUACUCCGUAAUUAGUUUUCACAUGUAUACAAGUAUAUGUAUGUAUAUUUAUACAUAUAAUUUUACUAGGCCAUGUUGGCCCAUGACGUAUUAUAAAGUAUAUAGUGUAAAUAUUGCAACUUUGUAUCGUUAAUAAUGCUUGGAUUAAAGAAGCAUAUGUACACUUUGUAUGCAAGAUCAAUUACAAUUAUUAAUUUCAUGCUAAUUGGAAAAGAUAUUUAUCGCGAUUGU